Plasmopara halstedii is the source of this 3552-nucleotide messenger RNA. Its product is annotated as cmgc mapk protein kinase. Lineage: Eukaryota; Oomycota; Peronosporomycetes; Peronosporales; Peronosporaceae. Gene Ontology annotation, cellular component: cytoplasm; nucleus. The record is from RefSeq and is a predicted model, not a curated record. Bases 1 to 3552 code for a protein of 1183 amino acids. The transcript has a single exon. Gene Ontology annotation, biological process: protein phosphorylation; intracellular signal transduction. Gene Ontology annotation, molecular function: MAP kinase activity; ATP binding.
AUGGAGCCUCCUGCAGCUGAGAUUACAGCACAGGAACGCGAUCUUCUGCUUGGCACACUCUCGAUUGGCGGUGACGACACAGUAGCGCCAACAAGUAGCAGCAAUGGUGCCAGUGUGAGCAACAACACUUAUAUCAAUAAUAUGAUCAACAACAUGGACGACCUAGCUAUGAACUCAUCAGUGGCCUCUACAACCGCCUUCAUGACGCAUGAAGUUCAUUGGGAAGGGUAUGUGCGCAAGAAAGGGGACUGGUUACCACGUUGGGAGGAGCGUUAUCUCAUUCUGGACGGGGCUACGCUAACAUACUACAACUCAAAAGAAGAGGCUCGAAGUGCUCGCAACAUGCGCGGUCGCAUGACUGUAUAUAAAGUACGACCUGAGAAUUAUGGUAAGGCGCAUGGUUUUCUUCUCGAAACACAGAGCCACAAGCAAUUUCAUCUUUGUUGCGCUACGGAGUUGGAGAAAGACAUGUGGGUCGAAAUGAUGCAUGCAGCGGUCGAAGAAGGGGCUAGACAAAGAAAUAGCCGAUUAUCAGUCGAAGGAAUGGAAAUACUACAGAUAUCACCUACGCAAGUAGAUCUCCGCGGCUUUUACUUCGCUUUUCGUCAAUUACUCAUAUCACACUCGUCUUCACCGCAAUUCUUUCCCAAGCUCUCGCGUGACGUUUGCCUUACAUCAAACUAUGCGCCUACUGUGCCAUUUUGGGGUGAAUAUCACGGUCUCGAUGGCGUUCUCCAUUUCUUUUCCAUUUUGUACGAAACUGUAGAGAUUACCGCUUUUUUCGUCACUGAUAUAGCGCAGGCCAAAGAAGGAUGUACUGCUGUAGUUGCUGGACGAGAAACGAUGAAGAAUCGUGAGAAUGGACGCAAGUUUACACAACAAUGGCAGCAUACGAUCGAAUUUGCCCCUGAUGGACGCGUCAAGAGUCUCACAAUUUCGGCAGAUCCUAUCGCCGCCUCCGCUGUCUUUGGAUGUAGCGCCACAUCAAGCCUAUCGCUGCCCAUGGCAGCGAUCGUUGGUAACUCAGUACAUGAUAAUCCAGCUGGAAAGCUGCACGUCGUUGUUUAUCGCGGUGAACAGAUUUCAGACAAAGGCUUAAUUGAUGACGAAGAAGCCCAAAACUCAAAGACUGUCGACGAAAACCAGCCGUCAGAUCGCCGUGUGUAUCUGGGACUUCGUCUAGUUACUGACGGAAAGACUAACGUUUAUGCUCCGACUUCGUCGGCAAAUUGCGUUGCUCGGACGCGGACGUGCGAUCCAGAAGAAUCUCGAAAUCCGAAAUGGAACUCUAAAUUGGAGAUCCCAUUUCCAGGCUCAUCGCGUGGUAAGCCGUGUUUCGUCUUGAUAGAAGCAUGGGAAGUGGCGCACAACGAUGGUGGAAUAGCUUCGGAACGUGUGAUUGGUGUUGCCAAAGUAAAUCUUGCGCCAUUCUUAGCGCUGGCAAGUACGUCACGAACGGUACGGGAGAGUGUUAUUCAUUCAGAUAUUGCCCGUGGUGCGGUCCCGCAGUGGUACACGUUGCUGUCUGCAAGCGAGACGAAAUUCACGUGUGGAAGAGUACAACUUAGUAUUAGUUUUGAAGCCUCAAUGUCUUCGUUUGCUGCGAUGUCUCGUGCAACUUCAUCGCGAAAUGGACUUGAUGACACUUUGUCCAGCUUGGACUCAAAUGCCCUAACGCCGCAGGUUCGUCCUUCCGGGGCGGUCGUCCAGUCGAUGAGUCACCGUGUAGCGCUCGCUCGUGGCUGCUCUUUUCGCGAUACGAAACGCGAUAACCACCAUUUUCGGGUUGGAAAUACCAACUUUGACGUUCCGAAACGCUAUCAGAUGAUUAAGGCUGUGGGCCAAGGUGCAUACGGCUGUGUUAUUGCUGCUAGUGACACAGAGACAGGCCAAGCACUUGCCAUUAAAAACAUUCCUAAUGCUUUCAAUGACCUGAUAGAUGCCAAGCGUAUCCUUCGUGAAAUUCGUCUCAUGCGCCACCUCAACCACCCCAACUUGGUGAAUCUACUUGACCUGUUGCGCCCGCCAACAUUACAAGAAUUUAACGAUGUCUACAUUGUUACAGAUCUCAUGGAGACUGAUUUGCACCGGGUUAUUCACUCAAAUCAGUCAAUUAGUGAUGACCAUGUACAAUAUUUUCUUUACCAAAUGUUGGUUGCGAUUAAUUAUGUGCACUCUGCUGAGGUACUGCAUCGUGAUUUAAAGCCAUCCAAUAUUUUGGUGAAUUCGGAUUGCGAUUUAAAGCUGUGUGACUUUGGCCUUGCUAGAGGUAUCCAGGGUUUAGACUCGGGUCUCACCGAGUACGUCGUUACACGGUGGUAUCGCGCCCCAGAAUUGCUGCUCUCGUCUAAAUACGAUAAACAAAUGGACGUGUGGGCUAUUGGAUGCAUUCUGGCAGAGAUGCUAGGACGGCGUCCUCUUUUUCCUGGACACGACUACCUGCAUCAAUUAAAGAUCAUCAUGGAAGUUGUAGGAUCUCCGUCUGAAGACUCGCUAGACUUUAUAACAAAUCCGAAGGCAAAGCGAUUUAUUUUGCGUCAGCCAAAGAAGCCAAAGGUUCCCUUGUCGUCCGUGUAUCCGCGUGCUACGCCACAGUGUCUUGAUCUGCUCGAGAAAAUGCUAGUCUUUGAUCCACGCAAACGAAUUACAAUUCAAGAAGCCCUGGCACAUCCAUACUUGAACCUUGUGCGUGAUCGAACUGUGGAGAAGACGUGUCCUACACCUUUUGACUUUGCCUUUGAGAAUACGGAUUUGACAAAGCAAAAGUUGCAAGAGCUAAUUUUCGAAGACGUAUGUGCAUUUCACCCAGAUGCUCGCAUUUCUGAUCCAGUAAUACCUGCAUUAAAUUCUGCGAGUAUUGGUUCAGACAGAGCCUUAGGCGUUUCGAGGACGAAAUUAUCUUCAGCUUCGUUUUCAGGCAGAGCUUGCGCGCAACCUGCACCAGCCCCGUCUGCCUCGGCUGCUGCUACAUCAUCAGUAGCAGCACCACCUGCCCCAGCAAAUUUGGCAAGUUCGCCUAUAAUGGCCUCAAAAGAAGAGUCGAAGGGAUAUGUUGUUCAAUUGCUAUCGUCUCCGGUAGUUUCGAAUGCAUGUCCUGCACACGAAGCACGAGCUUCAGAAACUCUUUUAGAUGCUAACACAUCCCCUGAAAUAUUACUUUCCGAGAAUGCGACAUCGUUAACAACGCAAUCUAUCGAAGCCGAUUUCUUAAAACUAGCGUCGUCAAUGCACGAACGAAGUGCUAAAGCCGAAGUAACUAUUGAGAUUGGGCAGACACCUUUACACGUUGCUGAGGUUUCAUCUGAUGCUGGUUUACCAGCAUCAGAUGCGUAUGACAUCGGCAGCGCUUCUAUUCAAAAUGUAUCAAGCACGGCACCUGUCGAUGAGAACGCUCUUAUCGACCAACACAGCACUAGUACAAGUAGCAGUAACAGUGAUGGUGUCGCAGAACUCGUAGAUACAACCAAGUUGAAGCAAAACAUCAAGCUGUCAAACUCACCAAGACAACAAGGGCAGUGCAAGUCACUUCUUACACCAUCUUCUGUGGUUUGA